Oppia nitens is the source of this 1481-nucleotide messenger RNA. RefSeq lists its product as uncharacterized. The transcript is spliced from 2 exons. Gene Ontology annotation, molecular function: ATP binding; protein kinase activity. NCBI's taxonomy places the organism in Eukaryota, Metazoa, Arthropoda, Arachnida, Sarcoptiformes, Oppiidae. Gene Ontology annotation, biological process: protein phosphorylation. The coding region runs from base 174 to 1442 and encodes 422 amino acids. The record is from RefSeq and is a predicted model, not a curated record.
AAUCACAAAACACAAAAACGUCUGACAAAAUCAAAGGUCAAAUCAAUUUCAUACAAAAGAAACAAAAGAUCAGUGAGAACUCAAAAGGUUAGAUAAGAUACAGAUUUAGGAAUAGACAGUCAAAUAGGGACAACCAAUCAGCUAAACAAAGAGGACAAAGUACAGGUGUAGAAAUGGAUCCGCGAAAACCUAUGUACCGAUUGCCAGACUUUAGACGAAGGCUGACAUCAGGGAGACAGCCGACACCAUUUGCUCCAAUGCGGCCAAUAGUGAUGCGGCCAAUAUUGCCUGGAGGAGCCGAACACUAUUAUCAACCGCUUGACGGAGUGCGACCACAAACCUCUAGAUUGCCGUCAGUGGCCAAUUGGUCAGAAAUAUGGACAGAUGAGAACGAUAUGGGCACCGAUCGGCACAAUCAGCCGCAAUUAAAUGAGUUAAACGAACCAAAAGCACUACCGGAUGCUCAGCUCGAGUAUCUGAAACAAGAGAGACCGGGACAACUGUGGCGUAAUAUACAGUUUUUCAAAAAACUACAAGAAGGAGGUUUUGGUGCGGUUUGGGAUGUGACAGCCGAACGACGAACCGGUAGCAGAUGGGAAGCGCCGACACUGUUCCAGCAUAAAGUGGACAGCGGUCCGAGACAUUCGUUGCUGUGGAAAAAGAUACGCCUGGCUUGCAAAGUAAUGAGCUGUCCUCCCACUUGGGCUGGCAAUUGUCAAGGUAUUGUCGAUACCAUGUUGGCCGACAUGCAUGCGCUCAGGUAUUUGAAACAUGAAAAUAUUGUCCAAUUUCAUGAUAUCAUAAAUAUACCCGACUCGCAGACUGGCUUUCCCUAUGCAUUUGUGGUGACACUAAUGGAUCUGUGUAAUGGAGAUUUGUAUGGUUUGCUUGAUGAACAAGAACCAAAUUAUUGCUUCACUAACACGCAAACUGUGGCCUGGCUUAAACAGAUUGCCUCAGCGCUCCGGUAUCUGCACGUCGACAUGCGUACAGUUCAUUUGGAUAUCAAACCUGAGAACAUACUGUACGUUAGUCGGCCCGGACUACCUAUCGAUCAAUGGAUCUACAAACUGACCGAUUUCGGUAUGACCAUCAGCUACAACAACAACAAAGGCGAUCCAAUGGUGUCGGCCGUCAAAGCCGGUACCAAAGAAUUCAAUUCGGACGAAAUGAAUGCCAAUUGUCGUCUACCAGUUGCUCAACCGAUUGACACUUGCGCUGUCGAUAUCUAUGCAUUGGGCGCCACAGUAGCCAACAGUAUACUCGGACAUAUGGAUUUCGAAAAUGGUCGGCUCAGUCCUCCAAUUCUGGCCAAACGAAUGACGAUAGGUAUGCCAGAACCGUCUCGUAAUCUAUAUAGUAUGACAAUACGGAUGCUUGCAACCGACCCACAGGCCAGGCCAACCAUUGAAAAAGUGUGCGCCAUUUUGGACUAUAUAUAAUCGAUUAGGAGUAAUGAAAAACACACCAAAAACACAAAA